Leptinotarsa decemlineata (Colorado potato beetle) is the source of this 2559-nucleotide messenger RNA. RefSeq lists its product as uncharacterized. Lineage: Eukaryota; Metazoa; Arthropoda; Insecta; Coleoptera; Chrysomelidae. The record is from RefSeq and is a predicted model, not a curated record.
AUACGUUUUGAAUACAUACGCGCCAGAAAACGCCCCAACCUCCCGCUAGUUUCGAAUCAUCAUGAAAACGUUACAAAUAUUUGAUUUGACGUCAUCGUUUCAACUCCAGAACAAAUGUAUUUGAAUCACGUUUUGAAUACAUUAGCGCCAGAAAACGCCUCAUGUGUCAAAAUGACUCAAUUUAUUUACAUUCAAUUUAAUUUAAUAGUAAUUUCUUAUUUCGCUCUCGCUUUAUCCCAUUAGAUUUCCAAAAUUGCAUCUUUUUCGAAUGAGGAAUUUCUGUCUAUGGAGAGAGGAAAAAUAAUAAUGAUCUUUAAUUUUUAAUUGAAACCGGUGACCUGUAUUCAGCAUUUACAAAAUCCAGUAAAUAUUAAAAUCUUUACAAGUGCCUUUUUGAAUGCGAUGUAGUCAAAACUGUGAGAAAAAUACAUUACAAUGUCAAACGCAAGAAUGCCCGAAGUAGAAAACUUCCCAAAGACAGGAAGAGUGACCGAAGUUUGCCAAGAAUGGAUGGUUAGAGAGGAUAGCGCUCUGGCCUACCGUUUGCAAAACCAAGAGUUUGACGAACAUUUAACCGGAAAUAAAUUCAGAAAUGCAGUGGUGCGCGAGGAUUUCCCCCGAGCAAAAGAUGAGCAAAUUAGAGAACAAAGAAUGGCUGAACAGGCAGCUGCUAUUUACCACAAGAUGUUGGCAGAGCAGGAAGAAAUUGAUAACAAAAUUGCCAAAGAUUUAGCAGAUAAAAUGGAACGUGAAGAAAAACUGAAGCUCAGAGCAUUGGAAUUACAUGAUCAGGCAGUUGCUAGACAACUAUUAGAUAAAGAAAGGCUCAAAGUUGAGAAAUUUCAACAAAUGCCGAUCACAGGUGUUCCGUAUUCUCCUCAAAAGCCACUUCAGUUACCACCAAAAUAUGAAUCUCAAGCUUCACCCCAUCGUCCGAAUCCGCAGAAUUAUCAGGCUAAUUUACCGCGAAGACAAGCCUUAGCUAUGCCUCUACCACAAUCCAGUACCACAGCGUAUGAAGUCUAUGUCGACCCUAUUAGCACAAGCACUGACCAAUUCUGUGAAAUUAGCAGUGCUGAAAUAUACAACGAACCAUACAAUCCGGUCCAUAAGUUAUCGGAUAAGUUUAAUCGAAUAGAUAUUGAUGAAAUUGGCCUUCCCAUUGACGAAAUUACUGAAAGACAGAUUCAAGAGGAACGGGAUGCAGAGCUAGCUCGUAAACUGCAAGAGCAAGAGGGGUCUCUAGAGGAUUCCCUGUUGAACAGGGACAGGAUGCUAGCCAUAGAAGCUCAGGAUAAGGAGCUCGCAAAGUUAUUACAAGAAAGAGAAAGAGCAAAGGCAAAACGUGCAAGAGAAAGAGCAAAGCAAAAAGCAAUAGCUAAGAAACAGCAGCAGCAAGCAGAACAUGAGCGGGAUGCAAACCAAAUUAUGCCUGAUGAUUCAUAUGCUUUUCCUGCAGAUGUCUUGCCCAAUCAUGGGGGGAAUGUCCCAAGGACUGUGGCAGCCCAUCCAGACUUGUAUGCCAUUCCAAAUCUAGAAGAAGAAGAUGUGAACUACAGUCUUCCAGCAGAUGUGUUGAUGAAUGCUAAUAGUUUCAAAACAAAUUAUGGUCCCUCAAAAACCAACUUCCACGGAGCAGAAGUCAAAGAGAUCAAUAGUAUGGGGUCUUUGAAUGGUUCACUUCUGGAAAAAGAAACAGGAGCAGGUUUGCCAGCUACUAGACCAACACAUUUGGAUUUAAGAUCUCCUCUGAACAGAAUCAACAAGCCUCGUUAUCCAGAUCCAGAUGUCUGUGAAACUACUAGUGUUGGGUCUUCUACAACAUCUCCUGCUCAGCUUACCAAUAUCGCUAUGGCAAUCGAUCCUACCUAUUCACGCAGGGGAUAUCGUGCAUCAUCUAGUUAUGACACUGGCUCCAGCACUGUGACUACUAGUACUUCCAGCAGUAGUCCAGGGAUUCUUCCUCCACCUGAUAUAGCUGAGCAGGAUGAUGACAGUCCAGUGCCGCCAUACAUGCCCAUCCAAGGUCAAAGAAGGACAUCAUCAUUGGAGAAAAAACAAAAGAAGAAGAGUAAGGAUGGUGGCUGUAAACAACAAUAGUGUUAAUAAUAGGAAAACAUUUGGUAAAAAAGAAUUCGUAGAAUAUUCUGUUCAAGUUCUAGCAUUCGAAAAACAAUUUGCAAGAUUCUCAUGAAUGGGUUAAUCAUUUGGAAUCUAUUUUUUUUAAUUCCGUGUGAAAUAUUUCAAUUCAGUUGGUGGUAAUAAGAAAUCUCCUAAUGAAUUAAGGUAACUUGUUUUUCAACAUAGAAUUACAUAAUUAUCAGAAAAAAAACUAAAAAAAAUUAGGUAAUUGUCUGUAUGUGGCAGCUCACUCAAACAUUGCGUGUCUCGAGACACAAUUUGAGAGCAUUUUAUAUCCUUUUUUUAUUAAUAUUUCACCUGAAAAAGUGGUAUCUUGAUCCUUACUGUCAACAUUUAAGGACGUUUUUUUUCUGUUGAUAUUUGAUGUACUUAAUCCUAAUUCAAUAAUAAGACUUUUCAGGUGCUGAAUUAUUCAUA